CAUGGACCAAACUGCUGCAGAUCCUUUACUCGCUCUUUCAGCAAUACUCCAGCCAGUUAAACUGCGGACAAGGCUGCCAUGACUGAUCCACUCCUACAGUAGAAUCAGGACACGAUGGACAAAUACCUGAGGACAUGGAGGCAAGAUGCCCUCAACAAAGGCCAACAUGAUGCGGCCAUCUACAUUGGAGACAAGGUGCUUGCAUUGACCAACAACGAUUCAGACGCCUUUUGGCUAGCCCAAGUGCAUUUUGGAAAUAACAACUUUACUCGAGCGCUCGCCCUCCUCUCACGCAAGGAUUUGACCAGUCGCAGCCUGUCAUGUCGGUAUCUGGCUGCCCAUUGCUACAUCAAGCAAGGCAAAUACGAACAAGGUCUCGAGCUCCUCGGUGAACAAAACCCUACUCAUCUCACCACCACUUCUCACAAUGCUCGGAGGAAAUUGGCCCAUGUGAAUGGACGAGCCCACCGGGGCAAACUGUUGAGGGAACGAAUCGAAUUGAGCGAGGAACGAGAGCGAGACAGGGAAUCUGAAAAGGAGCUCAAGUUCCAGGCGGGCAUGUGCUACCUGCGUGGUCUUUGUUUUGCCAAACGCAACGCCCUGGACCGCGCAAGAGAAUGCUACAAGGAUGCGGUGCGGAUAGACGUUCAGUGCUUCGAGGCCUUUGACCAGCUGAUGAAGAAUUCCAUGAUGUCGCCCGCCGAAGAGCUUGCAUUUCUGGAAGAACUGGACUUUGACUCUAUCCGCAUUGAGGAUUCUUCCAUGGGACAAGAAGCCGCUCACUUUACCAAAUUACUCUACACCACCAGGCUCUCCAAGUACUCAUCGCCGACGACCCUGGCCGAUGCCACGGAAACGCUUUCGACACAUUAUAAUCUUGCAUCUAAUCCAGACCUACUCAUGACACGGGCUGAGACCCUAUACACACAAUGUCGAUUUCACGACGCGCUCGCCAUCACGACGAGCAUCCUCAACAGCCAGGAACACUCGAAUACAUCACCAGAGGCAUCCAGCAGCAACAGCAACGCAUCUCUUGGCCACAGUCCUCGCCUCUACCCGCUACACCUCGCACUUCUUUACGAGACCGGGUCGCACAACACGCUCUUCCAUCUCUCACACACUCUUUCCACACAUGCCCCCCACGAAUCAUAUACAUACCUGGCCAUUGGAACGUAUUACUUGUCGACUCUUCGCAUAUCAGAAGCACGACGGUUCUUUUCCAAAGCAUCAUUGAUGGAGCCGCACUCGGCGCCGGCGUGGAUUGGCUUUGCUCACACAUUUGCGGCAGAGGGGGAACAUGAUCAAGCAAUCGCAGCAUACUCGACGGCUGCCAGGCUGUUUCAAGGUAGUCACCUGCCUCAGUUGUUUCUUGGAAUGCAACACCUGGCUUUGAACAAUAUGCAACUGGCGUGGGAGUAUUGUAUAGCGGCAUUUGAGAAGAGCAGCGGGGUGAUCAACGCCGACAGCGAUCAAGACCUGGGAACGAGGAUUUCGAACAGUAGUGCACAGAUUGGCGGGGAUCCUCUUGUGCUGAAUGAGCUCGGUGUGAUCCUCUACCACCAAGCCAACCUUCCCGCCGCUGCGAAACUGUUUCACAAGGCUCUCGAACUAGCAUCAGAAUUGGGGUGCAACAUGAGUGCUUGGGUAGCGACCAGAGCGAACCUAGCGCAUGCUUUGAGACGAUUGGGUAAAUUCGAACAGUCAUUGGCCGAGUUUGACGAGUGUCUUAGAACAGCCACGGGAGGUGCAGCGACAGCAGCGACUUAUGAACCUAGCCGGGGUAUGUCCGCAUUUGCGAACCUGAGCAUCACUGGUUCGGGAACCAGUCUCCUGCCCAGUGGAGCAGCCAGUGGCUACGACGAACGAAAUUUGAUUGGCAGCAUUCACACGAGUCGAGGGCUGGUGCUGUUGAGUCUGGGCAAUCGAACCAAAGAAGCCGUGAUGGCAUUGCACGAAGCAGUCCGAGUGCUUGGUGGGGACGCCGGAGGAGGCGGAGUUGCUGGCACGCUUUUGACUCGGGCGAUGGAAUUCUGGGCAUUGGAAGAGGGCCAUGACUUGGAUGUGGAAGCCAUGACGGAUCAGGAUAUGCCGUCGAGAAAGGCUGCAAGAAAAUCAUGGGCCAAGGGUACGUCAACACGUUCCGGGAAGACAGCAUCAGAGCGGAUUAGCAACGAAGAGAAGGUUGAACGGGGGAUGGAUGAAGCUGCUGAUGAGAUCCUGGGAGCAGCAUUACGAUCUGUGGGAUGAGAGUGCAACAGUCACGAGGUCUCUGGACGGCGAGCAUUGGAUAAUAAAAUAGAUCAUUCAGGCCGGGGCUCAUCAUGGACUUGGGUCAAAAGCGUGCACUGUUGUGAAACUAUUGUUGGUAGAGGGAGGUGUACGAGUACGAACAGAACACAGCGCUUGG
Exophiala mesophila is the source of this 2407-nucleotide messenger RNA. RefSeq lists its product as uncharacterized. Gene Ontology annotation, biological process: cell division. NCBI's taxonomy places the organism in Eukaryota, Fungi, Ascomycota, Eurotiomycetes, Chaetothyriales, Herpotrichiellaceae. Gene Ontology annotation, molecular function: protein binding. Bases 115 to 2247 code for a protein of 710 amino acids. The record is from RefSeq and is a predicted model, not a curated record. The transcript has 2 exons.